GUGCAAUCCUGUUUCUACAGCACAUUGCCCCCUUGACGGCCAGCAGCCACCAACGAGAGAACCAAGUGACCCAAGACCCAAAAACAACAACUGCUUCCAACACCCACAACCCACAAACAUCCAUCCUGAUACCCUGCCACAGACCACAGAGCAAGUAAUAAUUAAUUGGUGAACGAUGAUAGAUUCCCAGCAUGACGAAAACAACGAUGAUGAAGAUGAUCCAAGCAUCAGUACGUUGAUGAUCCUGUUGGAAGACGAAGAAGAAGCAAUGGAGGACGCGAGCCCUGAUGAUGAGAGUGGCGAGUCAUCGGCGGAUCCUCUUCACGUGGACCGCUUACUGUCGCCACAGCGAGACGCUCGCAUGGAAUUGACGGACCAAGAACAUGCGUUUGCCUUGGAGAUCAAACGAGCCGUCAUGGAGAACACGGGAUGCCAAGAUGAUGUGGACUUGAGUUCCUCGGCAAAUUUCUUGACGGACAUGGAAUACGCCACCUUUGCCAUUUCAUCCGACAGUCUGGCCGAAGCACUGCAUCGCGUGGAACGAAUGCAAACGUUUCGAGACCACUACGGGAUCCAUCACUCGGUCGAACAAGGUUUAGCGCGACUGAUGGGUAUUCAACAACAACAACCUGGAUUCUGUCUCCACAUUGACAGCGAUCCAGAAGCCAAUACGGCCGUCAAUGUCAUUGAUUUUGGUUCCUACGAUCCCGACUUGUCAUUGUCUUCUGACCAGCACUGGCAAACGUACAUUACGGGAUUGUAUUAUAUGAAAUACGCCGCCGCACUCAACUUGGCCAGUGUACGGAAUGGACUCUUUGCCAUGGCAGAUUUUGGACGCAUCCAAGUGGCAGGAUUGCAUCCGGAAGCGUGGUUGCGCGUCUUUACCGAACUCAUGGCACAUUUCCCCAUCAACUGGCAUAUUUUCAUGGCAUACAAUACCGGAUAUGCCGCUACCACUAUACUGGCUCUGGCCAAACGAAUCAUUCCUUGGAAAGCUACCAGGGCCAUGCAAGCGGGAUGUCGGAUUGUAGACGACCAGUGUGACGGUACAAAUGGUGGAAAUCCCAUGCGACACUUGGCAGAGUUCUAUCUCCUGCCCGACCUGGAAACGGCAAAUGCCAACUUGUUGGCGCGGGCCGAAACAAUGUUGCGGGAGAGGAUACACAAGGAACAAACGUUUCGGUUGUAGGUCAGCUAGCUCAAUUCAUUCAUUCAUUCAUUCAUUCAUGCCUUGUGGGUGGUACGGUAGUAGGGGUUUCCGUGCAGUGGGAUUGGGUGUCAUGGUUAUUGAUUUAUACUUUUGGGAAGCUACACGACAAUAACAUAACAAGUUCGCCUUCCACCAAAGCAGCGGAUUGGUUUUUAAAGUUGCGGUAUCUCGGGUGGAUCAAUCAAUCAAUUAUUGAAGCAGAGCAGAGCAGAGCAGAAGGCCCAUUGUCCAACAGAUGGCAGCGGGUUGGCGAUACCGUAGCAUUCAAACCCAACGAAUACUCCAGGCGUGGCGCCACGACAAUCUCCUGGUACCACACCUGACAUCUGACAUCUCCCCAUGUCCACCAUGCACCAGUCCGUGGACCGUCACUCCAUGUCUUGCCGCUGAUACUACCCCCGGUACGGCUAGGUCUCGUGGCAACAGCAGUGUGCGUUGAUCGGGUGCUGGAUUGGGAAAAGCCAUGCAGCAGUGGGCCAAGGGAUACCGUACCGUAUUGUACCGGGUAGGACGUAAUCUCAGGGGAAGUCUCCGCACCAACGUAGGGUCCAAUGGCUCAAAAGAGGGGCCUUUCUUGGGGCCAUCAGUCUGCCUCGAAUGCCGGAAUGGCCUACGGUGAACACGCUAUACCAUUAGUAUUAAAAUUGCAUGAUUGCAUGGAUACCGAUAUCGAUGACGACCAAGAAGCUGCCUGAGCUCCAAUGACUUGUACUACUACAACUAACUAGCUAGGAGCACUCAUGGGUGUCCUCGCGAGCACUUACAUUAAGGCAUUGCAGUCGCCUGCUGAAUCACUAGACGCUUCUCAAAUGCAGAGGCGCUGACGAUACCAGU
This is a messenger RNA of Seminavis robusta, 2044 nucleotides long. The record is from the annotation of a GenBank genome assembly. NCBI's taxonomy places the organism in Eukaryota, Bacillariophyta, Bacillariophyceae, Naviculales, Naviculaceae.